AUGGCGUCUCAAAAUAGUACGUUUGCUGCUGGACAAUUCAUGAAUCCUGGCCCAGCUCCUCGACCCCCGGCCGGCCCAACUCGACUCAAUCUUGUCCCGCAAACGAGUAAUCUUUCUGUAAAUAUGUCUCAAAUGAGUAUAAAUUCUACCGCCUCUAGGGCAUCUACCUCCUCUAACACUGGAUCGAUUAUGUCCCUUCCUGUUCAACGGCAGCAGCCCGAAAUUCAUGGUGGACUAGCUGUAAUCAAACAGGGACCUGCGUAUGUUAAGGAGGGCAAAACUUUUCUCACCCCUUGGAAGCAGAAAUUCUUGGUAUUAAGGAAAGAGGCACUCGAUUUCCACAAAAAUGAAGGUGGAAAAAUAUCAUACACUAUCGUUUUAAAGGAUGUACUAGCUGUUUCGCGCGUCGAGGCUGCUGGAACCAUAUUUGAGAUAAAGAGAGCAGUCAACGGUUCUUCUAAUAAUCCAGGGGAUGAUGAGGGUCCCUCACGCUCCUUGCAGAUAAGGGUAAAAGGUGACGAUGAUCUCUAUGAAUGGAUUGAUUUCAUUUACGCACGAUGUCCAGGAAUGGGUGGUGUCAGCAAUCCGACCAAUUUUAGUCAUUCUGUUCAUGUUGGCUUCGAUGCACAAACUGGGGAGUUCGUCGGGCUACCUUCUGAAUGGUCUAAACUGCUUAACUCCUCAGCUAUAACAAAGGAAGAUUAUGAACGUAACCCACAAGCUGUCUUUGAGGUGCUAGAAUUUUACUCGGAUAUAACGAAGCAGGCGCAAAAUCCGAAUGCUUAUUCGAGCUUGUCACCCAAUGCUUCUAACAUGAACCACCAGUCCAAGCAGAUGGGCUACAGCGGCUUAAGCAAUAUUGCUUCUCCUCGACAAGUACCCAACCAUCAACAAUCACAGUCCCUAAAUACCUCACUCACGCCUUCUAAUGCAGCUAGUCGAACUAGCCCGCAAGACCUUGGGCAACAACGCCUUCAAGCCCCUAAUUUUGCAGAAAAAGUUCGGGAAGAACAAAGAUUAAAGCAACUUGAGAUGCAGCGUCAGCGUGAACGCGAAGCAGCCGAGGAACAAAAUCGAAGAGACAUGGAGGCAUACAAUGCCUCGCUCCCAAAAACUCGAGCUCCCAUGGCUCAAGCAGAGAUUGGUGGAUUCGGCGGAGCAGUAACUAACGACCGCUACAACCCGACCCGUGCAGCACCGCCUGCACCAACUUCUCUUCGCCCCGAACAGUCUCAGCAAUCAUCUUCACUUCGCGCCCAACGACAAGCGCCAUCCGCGCCCACACCUUCUAACAUAACUCGCUCCCAGAUCUCACCACAGGCAAAAGACUCCUCUCAAAUAUCACCAAGUGGCGAGUCAUCAUCAAAUCCCGAAACAACUGCUCGACGUUCUCAGGAUACUCGAUUACAGAAAACUGCUAAUGCACAAAGACCACAAUCCCGUCUAAUCGCUAAUAAUCAAAAUGUAUCAUCGACCCGCGCGCCGACUUCUUCUAAUACCGUGAAACCUCUUAAUGUAAAUGCUAAACAAGCCCCGAUAGCUGGAAACGGGAUACAACAAAGUGAGGCUAUAAAAGCAGCCGAAGCAGCCCUAACAGCAAAACCUGCCGUAUCCGAGAGGGAACGAAAACAGGACGUUCGUAUGUCAACGAUGACUGAGAAUGAAGUGAUGACAAAGUUGAAAGAGGCCGUCUCAAAGGACGAUCCCAAUAUGUCAUACGCCAAGCAAAAGAAGAUAGGUCAAGGUGCUUCUGGAUCCGUAUACGUAGCAAAGAUCAAAGAAAAUCCUCUAUCGCCAAUUGCACGAGAAGUAGUACGACAACAAGGCCCGAAGGCCCAAGUGGCCAUUAAACAAAUGGACUUGGCUCAUCAACCAAGGAAAGAAUUAAUCGUUAAUGAAAUCAUGGUGAUGAAAGAUAGUAGUCAUCGUAACAUUGUGAAUUUUCUCGACGCAUUUCUGCGAAACAAUUUCACAGAACUCUGGGUUGUCAUGGAGUAUAUGGAAGGAGGUGCUUUAACGGAUGUUAUUGACAACAAUCCAAAUAUCACAGAAGAGCAAAUUUCGACUAUCUGUCUCGAGACUUGUAGUGGACUGGCACAUCUUCACGCCCAGGAUAUUAUUCAUCGUGAUAUCAAGUCAGAUAACGUUUUACUUGACGCUAGGGGUAACGUUAAAAUUACCGAUUUUGGAUUUUGUGCUAAACUAACGGAGUCAAAAAAUAAGCGAGCCACGAUGGUUGGUACUCCAUAUUGGAUGGCUCCCGAAGUUGUUAAGCAGAAGGAAUACGGCCCUAAAGUUGAUAUUUGGUCACUUGGUAUCAUGGCAAUUGAGAUGAUUGAAUCAGAACCUCCUUACCUCAACGAAGAGCCACUUAAGGCACUUUAUCUUAUCGCAACAAAUGGUACCCCACGCUUGAAAAAGCCUGAGAAGCUAAGUAAGGAACUGAAGGCGUUCUUAUCCGUUUGCCUAUGCGUUGAUAUUAGGAGCCGAGCUAGUGCCAAUGAGCUUCUUGCACAUGAUUUCCUCAAACAUGGUUGCCCACUCGGUAAUUUAUCUGACCUUCUUGCUUUCCGUAAGCAUUCAAAGUAA
Molecule: messenger RNA, 2589 nt
Organism: Blumeria graminis f. sp. triticale
Lineage: Eukaryota; Fungi; Ascomycota; Leotiomycetes; Helotiales; Erysiphaceae
Source: the annotation of a GenBank genome assembly